This is a messenger RNA of Acanthamoeba castellanii str. Neff, 1116 nucleotides long. RefSeq names its product cysteine synthase. Lineage: Eukaryota; Discosea; Longamoebia; Acanthamoebidae. The record is from RefSeq and is a predicted model, not a curated record. The coding region runs from base 1 to 1116 and encodes 371 amino acids. Gene Ontology annotation, molecular function: cysteine synthase activity. Gene Ontology annotation, cellular component: cytoplasm. The transcript is spliced from 9 exons.
AUGGAGCUGCCAUCGACAGAGGGCAUGCAGGUGCAUAGCGGGUUCGACGACUGCGUGGGCAACACGCCACUCAUUCUGCUGUCGUCGCUCUCCCACGCCACUUCCUGUCUCAUCUAUGGUAAGGCUGAGUUCAUGAGCCCUGGGGGCAGCGUGAAAGAUCGCGCCGCUCUCUACAUGAUCAACGCUGCCGAACGCGACGGCCACUUGACCAAAGGAGAUUGGCUUGUAGAGGCGACGGCCGGCAACACUGGCAUUGGUCUGGUGCACAUCGCCAACCAGCGGGGAUACAAGUGCCUAUUUACCUGUUCUGCGGCGACUUCGGAGGAGAAGAUCCGAUACCUCCAGACCCUGGGCGCUGAGGUCACCCUGAUCACUUCCAAAAUAUGGCGAAGAGACUCGCGGAGGAGCGAGCCCGCUCACGUCCACUUUCACUUUGAUUUAGAAAUCUGGCGCGACACUGCCGGACGGGUCGACGGCAUUGCCCUCGCGGCGGGCACGGGUGGCACCAUUGCAGGCACCUCGCGCUACCUCAAGGUGAGUGGAACGAUCCGCAUUGAUGCACUCAUGAUCGUGCAACGAUGGUCGAUGACUGACAGAGAUGCGCCUGGUGGUGACGAGCAGGAGCGAAACAAGGCGGUCCGGGUGGCACUUAUUGACGUCCCUGGGUCGGGUAUUCUCGCUGAACGCAAGCCCGAUGAGCCGCUACUCGUUCUGCGGCAGAAGACGGAGGAGGAGAAGGCCAAGAGUGGCUCCUCGGUGAUGGAGGGCAUCGGGAGUUCGCUGCUGUAUGCCAACCUGGCGCAGGCGCAGCUGGACGACGUGCUGCACGCCGAUGAAGAUGCAACGGCCAUUGAAAUGGCUCACUACAUGCUCCGCAAGGAAGGCAUUUUCCUCGGAUCGUCGGGUGCGUUGAACUGUGUGGCUGCGUACCUUCUGGCCAAGAAGCUGGGGCCGGGCCACUGCGUGGUCACCUUCCUCUGCGACAGCGGGUCGCGCUACGAGUCCAAGAUCUACAACCCGGCCUGGCUCAAGGAGAAAAACAUCACCAUCGGUCCUGCCGAAGACCUCUCCUUCCUGCGGCACAUCGAAGAGCUCAACGGCAUCCCUCCCGCUUGA